UUGUUCCGCUUUCAGCAUCCAGCCGUUUUGUGCUGUAUUCUCAAGUUAAGUUUGUAAAGCUUAAUUAAAACAAAGACUGCAGCCACUUGGUCAGGAAACCGGAACUAUUGUUUAGGACCGGGUUCUUCUCAGGAUCGGGUCGGUAAAUAGUGAGCACCGCUUUCUUUCCAUUGGCUAAAGUAGGUUUCCAUGGUUAUAGCCAAGGCCCAGGCAGAGGAGAAUGUCCACCCAGCAAGGAAGCAUCACAGCUACUUCAGCUUUGCCCAGGCAACCUGAAUCUGGCAGAUCUCAGCACACCGAAGAAGAGAUUUUUUAUAGAAACUGUAGAGCAGCUUACCUGACUGUAUUUCGAACCAGUUUAGAGAAUAUCACUUCCAAAGAUCAACUCUGUCUGGUUCUCCAGCAGGCUGGAAGAAAUCCUUCCAAAAAGACGCUUGGGAAGUACUGGACUCAGUAUACUGAGAAAUUAAACUUUGAUGACUUCUGUGAGAUUUUGAAAAAUGAAAAACUUAUAGGCAAGAAUGAAUUGAUGAAAGCUUUCAAGAAGCUUGAUCUGAAUAACGAUGGCUACAUUACACAUGAGGAGCUUUACAAAAUUCUCACUACUAAUGGUGAGAGGAUGACACAUGAAGAAGUGAAGAUGAUCAUAGAAGAAGCUGAUAUCAAUAACGAUGGAAAAUUGGACUAUAAUGAGUUUUGUAAAUUAUUCCUGGCAACUGUUGAAACAAGUCAAAAGAAUGCACUUGCAAGAUUAGAGGCUAUUACCAAAAUGAAGCAACAGCAGUUUGGAAGUUCAACAGUCGCUUCAUUGGAACUUUCUUCCUCACCUUCAUCAAAACCAUUGCUGGCAACUUCUCGAAAUCCUGAGACAGAUUUAAUCUCCAAAGUUGAUAGCAGACUUUCAUCAAGAACAUCAUCUGCUCGAAGUCGAAGGGCCUCAACUUCUUCUACCAUCACUAUGGGAGCGACCACUACAAAAGGUCUGAAAUUAACUGAGCCCAAAUCAAUGAAGAACUGGCAACACACUUGGUCAAAGGGAUGCUUUUACCUGGAGGAAGAUGGUGGAAUUGUCAGUCAUCAGUAUAGACUGGAAUUACAUCAAACAACAAAUGUUUAUCUUACCAUCAGACCAUUAAACCUUAGCGAAAGUGAAGAAAAGCUAUCUCCCUGGAUGAAUGUAGAUACCUCGUUAUAUGUUUUGAGGAACGAUAGUGAUUCUGAAGUUCUGGAAGUCGUAUGUGCCACAGAAUUACGAGAAAAAGAGAAGUUUGGUUGGAAGGGAGAGCUUCGUUCUGGAAUUUAUCACCUUCUCCCUUUCACCACCGGCUGCAGACUAAGAAAAAGGAGGAAAUCAAAGACGCGAGAAGCCAAACUGGUCCACAGAGAAGAUGGCAACCUAGCACUCACUAAGGAAUUCAGAGCUGCUCUGUCAGACAUCUUUGAAAUCAUCGAUUUAGAUGGCAAUGGUCUACUGAGCUUUGACGAAUAUAAUUUCUUUGAGUUGAGGACCAGUGGAGAGAAAUGUGACAGAGAGGCCUGGAUUGUGUGCCAAGAAAAUUUUGACACAAGGAAAAAUGAGCUGACACGUCAGGGAUUCAUGGACUUGAACCUGAUGGAAGCUAGUGAUCGGGAGGGUGAUCCAAAAGACCUUUGGGUGACACUUGAAUCAAUGGGCUACAGCAAAACAUUAGAAAUGCAUGAGGCAUGUCCUUUUGUAAUUAGUAUCUAUGCAGAGGACAGCAAACUCAAGUUAACACCAAUCAGUCUGGAAACGGGUGGAAACCUGCUCAAUUCAGUUAUCUGCAAAUCUGUCAUAAGUAAUGGAGAAGCAAAAGCCAUGAAGAAUUGCAGCAACUUGGUGAUUCACAUCUAUAAGACUGAAACACGAAUCACAUCAGUCAUUGAAAAUAAAUCUGAAACAAGAGUGAUUGUUCAUGUCAACAACGAACAGAGUAAGAACUGUGUCAGUUCUCGGGGGCUUAGCAUUUUUGCAGUGGAAGUAGCACCAAGGACAACUACAGUCUGCCAGCAUGCGAUGCCUAUCAAUGAAAAACUGGAAUGGAUUUACAGCUGCACAGAAAGCAUUGUGACCUGAAAUAAAGCACAAGAAAAGAGCUGCAUUAUUAAACAUCUGGAUGGCAAUGAAUCCAAAGUGUGAAGUUAAAUUGACACUUUUGUAUGCAUGCCUUCUAAUGUAUUUUUAAUUGAUCUCGUUUAUUUGCUGGCUAAUUUGCUGGUUUUGUAUAAUUAUGGUUCCAUGGAAUAAUGGUAUUUACGUAUCGAAAGGGAAAUUAUUAAUAAUGUGUUAUGAAUCACACAGAUAAUGCUUUUCUGCAGAGCUUAGUAUAGUUUGAUCUAAUAUGGCAUUAUAUAUGUUUGUGAAAGACACCCUAAUUAAAACAACACAGUUCUCACAAAAAUGAAAUUAAUGCUGUGUCCUAAAAGCAUAGGCAUUAAAGAGCAACAUUGGAGCAUAUCGCAUGACCAGAUGGUCUCUCGGCCUUCCAUCAGUCCAGUCCAUCUGCUACUGCUGAAGAGAAUUCUGUUGGGCUUUUGGCCAGGCCGCCAGAUGCAGUGUCUCAUGUUUGCAAGAUAUUUGCUAUACUAAAACUGAAACUGAUCUUCUAUGAUACCACACAACAUGGCCUCUUCUGCCCACCCAAAUGUGUGUGCAGUCAAAGGCCUCAUGAGAACAUUAGUUAAAACGAUUGCACCUAUCCAGUGGACUUAAAUUGCAUGCAAUCAAUAUGUAUUUGUGUCGGAGAGAAGAGAUCUGUGAAACGAAAGCAAAAUACAUAAUUUAUUUGCAUUAUGAAAGCAUUGACAAUAUUGCAAAGAUUUUAAAAAUUACAAACCUGAAUUGGAAAUAUGUUAAUGUUUUUGGUGGCAACCUGAUCACAGCUUAUGUCACAUUGUAACAUAAAAUAGCAUCACAAAAAUCUGCAUGACAAACUGUUUUGCUUCAGAGCACAGUAGGUAUUUCCAGCAGGUUAUACAUUACAGCAUAAUGGGAAGCCUGUUGCAGAAACGCAACUUGUUUGAAAACUCUGAAAAACUAUAGUGCUGCUAUAUAAUUAAACAGUCAGUUGAUUAUUUUCAACGAGUCUUUAUGCAUUCAUAAUUAUGAAGCUUCAUAGGAAAGCAGUAUUACUAGUUCAAAUGUUUAUCAUCAAAAUUUUAUGCUAUUGCACUAGUGGUUUUUCAAAUACAGUUUGUUGACAAGUAUAUUGUGCUUUCACCUUCUGGAUGUUGCUUCCUAAUGAAUAGUUUUAAUUCUUCUGUUGAUAUGGAAAGAACUUGUGUAAACAAACAUUGGAAAUUGGCCAACAGAAAAUUACUGCCUGUAAAUUGACUAUAUCACUUUGAAAUACAGAUUGGCUGGUGUGGAAAAUGGAGAAAUGGUAUAGUAAUAGGUACCCAGGAGAGUUUACAUCAGAGUAUUUAACCUUGUCAUACUUGACUUGGUGUACUUAAUGCUGAGAUUGGACAAUGAAACUAGAAAGAACCUAACACUAAAGUUUUUCACUGACAAACACACACUUUUCUGUGAAUGUUUCUAUCUUUUGUUGUCUUUCAGAUAUCUUGCACUUUAUUUUGUACCUACUAGAUAAUUGAUUGCUAAGUAUAUAAAAUAUUUCAAACAUAGUAUUUUUUGGUUCUGUAUCUUUGCUAUCCAUAUAAAAUAACUGGUGCUGAGAACCUUGGGGAUAAUCCCUCCAUCAUUUUCCCUAUCCCACUCACUUCUACCACUAUCUGAUCCAAAGGAUCAAGCAUCACUUGUGUUUUCCAUAUACACUUCCAGGAUGUUUGGUCAUUAUGAAAAAGCCUUACCAUAAACUUUGCAAUUUUGAUUGAUUUUCUUGAAGUUUUGCGGCUUGCUGUCAGUGCAUCCUUUCCCCUCACAGAAGCCUUGUUAACUGACUUCACUUUCCAAUAUGUACCACACAAAGUACCACGGUGAUGGCAUUGUUCUUAUUUAAAGACAAAUUUUGUCUGACCCCCUACUUCUGGACUUUAAGACCAUUAGAGUAGGAACAGAAGUAGGCAGUUUGGCCCAUUGAGUCUGCCCCUGUAUUCAGUGAGGUCAUGACUGACCUGAUAAUUCUCAGCUCCAUUUUCUCGCCUUUUCCCAAUGACCUUUUAUUGCCUCACUGAUUAAAAAAUCUGUCAGUAUCAGCUUUGAAUAUACUUAAUAAACCAACCUCAGCAGCCUUCUGCAGUAAAGAAUUCCACAGAUUCACUGUACUCUGAGACAAAAUAUUUCUCCUCCUCUGUGUCUAAAACAGGUGACCCUUACUCUGAGAUUAUGCCCUCUUCCCCUCAACACUCCCACAAAGGGAAACAUCCUCGCCACAGCUACCCAGUCAAACUCCUAAAGAAUCUUAUUUGUUUCAAUAAGGUCUCAUAUUCUUCUAAACUCUAGUGAAUAUAAGCUGAAUCUACUGCCCCUCUCAUAAUAGGAAAGUCCCUUCAUACCAGGAAUCAACUAACUGGACCUUCUCUGACUGCCUCCAAUGCCAGUAUAUUCUUAGAUAAGAGAACAAAAACAGCUGUCAGUAUUCUAGGUGUGGUCUGGCUAGUACUUUGUGUUUUAGUAAGUCUUCCGUCUUAUCAUACUCCAUUCUCUUUGAAAUACAGACCAGCAAUCUGUUUGCCCUCCCUACUACCUGGUGAACUUGGAUGCUAGCUUUUUGGAACUAAUGCAUGAGGACACCCAAGUUUUUGUGUGCUGCAGCUUUCUGUUGUCUUUCUCUAUUUAAAUAAUGUUGAGCACUUUCAUUGUUCCUGCCAAAAUGGGUAACUUCACAUCUUCCCACAUUAUAUUCCAUCUAUCUAGUUUGGGGCCUUUUACUAACCUGUUUAUAUCCCUCUGUAGACUCUUUGUGUCAUUUUCACUACUGGCCUUCCCACUUAUUUUUGCAUCAUCUGCAAACUUGACAAUAGUACAUUUACUUCUAUCAUCCAAGUUGUGAAUAUAUAUUGCGAGUAAUUAUGGCUUUAUUAGUGAUCCCUGUGGUACUUCACUAGUUACAGGUUGUCUUUUUGAAAAUGCACGCUUUAUGCUAACUCUGUCUUCCAAUCCUUUAUCUGUACUAAUCUGUUGCCCCAAACAUCGUGGACUCUUGUCUUUAUCAACUAACCUUAUGUGCAGGACCUGAUCAAACAUCUUUUGGAAUUCCAAAUACAUUGCUGGCUCCCCUUUAUCUGUCCUGCUUUUAGCUCCUGUCAGAACCCUCAUACAUUUGUCAGGCAUGAUUUUACUUUCAUGAAGCCAUACUGACUCUGCUUGGUUAUAUUAUGUAUUUCUAAAUGCCCUACUAUUACGUUCCUUAUAAUGGACUCUAACAUUUUCCCAAUUACAGAAGCAAAGCUAACUGGCCUAUGGUUAAUUGUUUCUUUGUCUCCCUUUUUAAAUAAGGGUCCUGUAUAGAUAGUCUUCCAAUCCUCUGGGACUUUUCCAGAAUUGAAGUAUUAUUGUAAGAUUAUUACUGAUGCAUCCACUAUCUAUAUAGCUACUUCCUUUAAUAUCCUAGGAUGCAAGUCAUCAGAUCCAGGACUGACACAAAGUAUUUGUUCAACUCCUCUUCCAUUUCUUGGUUCCUAUCAUUAAUUCCAGAGCCUCAUUGUCUAGGGACCAAUUGUAACUUUGGGGUCUCUCUUACUCUUGAUUUAUCCCACAUUAUUAUAUUUUUAGACACUUUUGUCUUUUAAAACUUUUCCAAUCCACUGGAUUACCACUAAAUCUAACUACCUUGCAUAUUUUUUCUUUUAAUUUGAUACUAUUCUUAACUUUCUUGAUUAAUCAUGGUGGUUUAUCCACUUCCUAGAAUCCUUUUUCCUCACUGGAUAUAUCUUUGCUAUGAGUCAAGAAAUAUUUUCUUGAACGUCUGCCAUUCUUCCUCGACCGUCUUUUCUGUUUAACUCCUUUCCUAGUCCACUGCAGGCAACUUUUUCUUCGUCCCUGUGCAAUUACCCUUGUAUAAAUUUGGGAUAGUUAUUUCCAACUCAAUUUUCUCACUCUGAAACUAAAUCCUACCCCAUUAGGUAUCACUGUUUAAUAGGAGAUAUUUUAUUCUGAGAUCAUUUAUUGAACCUGUCCCAUUUCAUAAAGAUCCAAAAUAAACCGAUCCUUGGUAGGAUCUACAAUAUAUUGCCGUAGGAAACUAUCCCAAAUGCAUUGUGAAUUCUUCUUCAUGGCUACCUUUGCAAAUUCAAUUUUCCCAAUCUACAUAAAGAUUAGAGUCACCAAUGAUUGAUGUAUUGCCUGUUUCACAUGUCCUUAUGUCAUGUGUUCUCCUACAAUAUAGCUACAGUUAGGUGGCUAGUCCCUUUACUGCUCCCACCAGUGUCUUCUCAUUAUUUCUUACUUCCAUCCAUAUAGAUUCUGUAUCAUCUGAUCCAAGAUCAUUUCUUGCUAUUCCAUCAUGUACUAGCAAAGCUAUUCGACCACCCUUCCCUUCCUACCUGUCAAACAUACAAACAUAACGCAUUCUUUCAAAAAGUCAGAUACUCCUGAACAUUUAAUUCCCAGCUUUGAUCUCCUUGGCACUGAGCCUGUAUAACUGACACAAGAUCAUACCUAUUAACCUCUAUUUGUGGUGUCAAUUUGUUUAUAAAUACACAGUUUGUAAAUACAAUUGUGCAUUUAAGUAAAAAGCAAUUAAUUUUGUCUUUUUACCAUUUAUUCCCCUUUGAAGCUGUUUGAUACUUUUCAUGCUUGUAUACUCUGUCACUUUCUAUCCCGUUCUGGGCAGCAUUGUUAAAACAGUUGACACUGAAUGCUGCAUGUCUAUAUUUUUGCAUGGUAAACCUAUGUAUCCCUCUUCCCAAACCUUUGCCCUCUGGAACUGUCUCUUUGUACGCUUCAAAUUCUCCUACCCCUCACACCUAUCUUUUAAGAUCUUACAUGGAAAUUUUCUCAUGCACUGUGCCAUCUUUCUUACUAAAACAUUCUACCUUCAUGCUUGCAGCAUCUGCAUUACAUGACUUUGAUUUCAGUUAACUUCCUAACUUCUCUUAAUUAAACUGCCCUUAACUUCCUACAUCCUCUAAUUUUCUCAUUUUACCAUCCCGUCUUUCCUCCUUUAUUUUAACUUUCUCAACCAUAUCCUUGCCUACUCUUUGAACUUGCCAUCUCUCACAUCAUCUUUGCAUUCAAAAAUUUCAACCACUGACAGGACAAUCUCCAAGCACUUCCAUUUCUCUUGCCACAUUUUAGAUUUUUCUAAUGAUUUUUGGCUUCUUGGCACAAAUUUGGAAAUGCAUUCUGUUAUGUUUCAAAAACAAAGUUUCAUGCAUUUAAAAAAAGCAUGGAUGAAACCAUUUGGCAAAAUGUUUAUUAAUAAGCUAGACAUUGAAACUGAGUGUUUAGCCAGUAGAAUGUCACUGCUCAUAGUCUAAUUCAAGUUACUCAUCCAAGGUUAACUACACCAGUAUGAUUCGUUUUUUUACAAGAGCAAGACUGUUCUUUUUUAAUGCUAUACCCCCAGAUAAAGGUGAAGUAGUUGGUUUUAUUGAGAGGCGGGGUGGCAAAUGAUUGAGCAAAGAAGACAUCUGAAGGAUAGCUCACCUACUCACUGUUAACAAAAAGGAAGUAGCAAUACAGGCAAUCAGUGAACUAGCUAAGAUGAAACCUGACUGAGUGAACCAGUCUUAACUCUAGCCCAAAGUCCCUCAGAGUAAAAAGGCUGCAUUGGAGAAGUUAAGAAAUCCAGCUUAGAAGCAUACUGUGAUGUAAGUUUACUAUUUUUCAUGUUGUUGAAAAAAGGCACAUUUUUGGAAACUUUUCAUCUUGCACUCAAGUGGACUUGCCAACCAAUCAGUACUCUCUUCUCAUACAGUAUAAGUGUAGGUAUUCUUGUGAAUUGUCCUGAUGAGUGCAAAACGAAAAGUUGUGACAAAAUGUUUUUUUCAUCAGUACUCAAGUUCUGCACUACCAAAUAACUACUUUUGAUGUCCUUGAGAAAUAUUCUGUAAUUAUAUGAAUUAAAGAAAUAUUUUCUUUGUUCUGUUACACUAAACAUUGAUGUUAAUGACAAGUUUAAAAAAUUGCGAUCUAUAUCUGAUCUGUCCUCAAAAUGUUUCAUUCUAUCAAAGAAUGGAGAACUGCAUGUGUGAUAUAUUGUAAGUUUAGAUCACAAGGGGGUGCUAUUGCUACACCACUGGUAACAGCAUUAUAUUGAAUAACACAAGUCCACUCCUGCAAGUAAAACACUUUGAUCAUUUAUGGAAGUAACAAAUGCUCCAAAAUUUAAGAAAAUAUCCAAUCUAAAACCUGGAAUAAUCUUAUAUACCUUCCAAUCCAGUAUCCUUUACAUUAACCGAAGGAAUAUAGCCUCCUCACGUGUUACAUGCAAAUUCCUUCAUCUUCCUCUUCUAAUAUUUCUGUAGCUAUUGACCUGUUUAACCAUUUCCUCUCAUGCUUGUUGCUGCUUUGAUUGCGCUCAUUGUUUUUUUAGCAUAGACCCCAUCUCCCUCAAGAGUGGAUGGAAUACAUCCCACUUGCCUGGAUGAGUGCGGCUCUAAGAACAUCCAAGAAACUUAACCUUCCAGAACAAAGCAGCCUGCUGGACUGGCACCGUGUCCACAAAUAUCCACUCCCUCCCCCAUUAAUGCUCAGUAGCAGCAGUGUGUAUUAUCUACAAGAUACACUGCAGAAAUUCACCAAAGAUCCUUAGACUGCACUUUCUAAACCCACAACCACUUCCACCGCGAAGGACAAGUACAGCAGAUACAUGUGAACACCAUCGUUUUCAGAUUCCUCUCCCAGCCAGUCACUGUCCUGACUUGGAAAUAUACUGCUGUUCUUUCAGAAUCGCUGAAUUAAAAUCCUGGAAUUCCCUCUCUCAUGGCAUUGUGGGUCAACCUUGUUCCUAGUCAAAGCCUAUUACUGCAAGAUUAUCUUGCAAGGAAGGGGCAACAGAAUGUUCCUGUUUCCUGUGAUCAGUCAUCCCCUCAAACUUCAUUUUAAACAUCAAAUAUCAGGUUAUGCACUUCAUCACAAAAGUCAAGCUCAACUGGGAAGUUGCAGUAUUACAUCUUUUCAUUAAAUUUCAGUCUAACUGCUCCCUAGUGUACCACCAACUUUAUGCUAGGACAUCAUACUUUUGACCUACCUCUCCACUUCAAAGCCUAUUCAUCCAUGAAAUCCACUUUAUGCUUCCUCAUCACUAACUUCUCAUCAUGCAUCUUCCCUAUGUGGUUUUGUAAUUGUUAUCAGCCUUUAUACAGAACAUUGUUAUUCCUCUUAAAAAUUCCAUCAUCAUCACCUGUUUUCAAAACACACACCUAGAUCCAUUUAAUUUCUGCAAUUACAACCUGAUCUUCAACCUCUUUUUUCUUUUUAAUGUGUCAUAAUCUCACAUCUCUGUUCCCUGUCCAAAUUAUGAUGUUCUGCCUCCAAUUGUCAUCCUGCAACAUAAAAGCUGUCUUUACAUAAUUUCAGGCCCACUGAGCUGAAUGUCAGCUGUGCAUACCUGACAAUGGCUACUGUUUGUAUAGUGUGCAAUGCUAUCUUCAGCUUCAUGCACAUAAUUUGCUACCAAAACGUAAUAUGAUACUAAAAAUUUUUUAAAUAGUCUUUUAGAUUUUUUUCACUUUUUAAAGACCUAUUUGCCAGGAUGUUGCUUUCUAUAACUCUGUCUCUGUGUUUUUGCUACUUCCUAAUUCUUUCUGUCUUGCCUUUGUCUUUCUGUAUAGCUCCAACACUAAUUAUGACUAAAUGCAAUUUGUAGUUAUAUCCGCUCUGUUGUUUAAAAAUCCAAAUAGCAGAAUAUGUACACUGCCAACACAACUUGAAACUGAACUCAAAGAUGGAUAACAUUUUUCAAAAGGCAAUCAGAGGCAUCAGAAUAGUCUGCAUUUUGCUCAUUCUGCUAUUUUGUCAGUCAGAGAUAGGAGCAGCAUUAACUUUCCUUUUGUAUUUUAAAAUGGAUCCUUUCUUGUCAGCAGAACAUGCUUGAACAAAUAUAUUGCAUUCUUUAAAACCCAAAAUAAAAUUAUGGUUAAGGAGGGUUCUCCUUUGCCUAAAGCCUUAAUUAGUAUAUUCACUGUGCAGAACUACGUAACUAUCAGGCUUAAUCUUAAUUUAAUCUCAGUUUCCUUUCCAGAAAGUACUCCUCCUUUCUAGGGUACAAUUCUUUCUGGGGCAUGUGUUGGGGCACCUCCACUAGCUCAUUCAAGUAGCCUUUCUUCAAGUGUCAAUGCGGACACCAAAUUUAAGCAUAUUGUUUAACUAUGGUGGAGGUGGGGGUGGAGAAGAAGAGGGACAUGCGCAUGACAUCUGAGCACAAUUAUUACUUGAUGUAUAUAGAUUAGAGAUAGAGAGCAUUUACUUGUUGUUUAGUGCCUCUAUGCCUAAGUACAAGUACUCCCUGCCGUGAAAAUGUUUCAUAACAGGUCAAUUAAAAUAUUUUUUCACAACAA
Messenger RNA from Rhincodon typus (whale shark), 10425 nucleotides. RefSeq names its product EF-hand calcium binding domain 7 (gene efcab7). NCBI's taxonomy places the organism in Eukaryota, Metazoa, Chordata, Chondrichthyes, Orectolobiformes, Rhincodontidae. The coding region runs from base 221 to 2095 and encodes 624 amino acids. The record is from RefSeq and is a predicted model, not a curated record. The transcript has 14 exons. Gene Ontology annotation, molecular function: calcium ion binding.